GGGAUUCCCCUUAUUUGCUCGUUGUUGCCUGCUCUCGUUCAGGUAGUCGGUGGUUGUUUGCCCUUGGACCGCCGCUACAUUUCUGAACAAAAUUAAGGACUUGAAUGGAAGAAGUGAGUAUUUAAAGGCUCAAACGAACGUUUAAUCUUACAUUUACAACAAUCUUGACAAUAAUUUUACUAGAAAAGUGGUCUAAAUUCAAGAAAAUUAUCUCGAUUCCUCUGACCUAAUUUGAAACGAACACGAGGUGAUCUGCCGGCCAGCUGAUCAAAUCCAAUAUGGAACCCGACCAACAUCUUGCGAAUGAUUAUAUUACCGAUUUCGACUUGGAUCAGUUAUUGGAUGCUUCCGAAGUAAAGAAGGAAAUAGAAGAUAGGUAUAGCAACUGUUGUAAACAAAGUGAUGUGUCCUCGCGAAGUGGAUCUUCAGGAGCGACCACACCUUGCUCAGAUUUGAGUGUACCCCCUUCUCCAACUUACAGCGAUGAGGUUCCAAGUCCUUCAGAUAGUAAUUCUAGUGUAUUUAGCGGUCUUAACUGGCUCACUCAAAGUGUGUUUGAAACUGACAUGAAAUUAAAAACAAGCUUUAGCAAUAGUCAAAAGUCCAUGCAAAGUCUGGAGGAAGAAAUUGAUGAAGAUGUAGAUUGUUUAAUAUCAUCCAGUCCUGAAUUUGUUCAAAACUUUAGUAAAUAUUUGGUUUCUGGUGCUGAAGCUGGAAAGCAAUCAUUAAGUCGUCGGGACAUGCUGGAGGACAAGGCAGCACCAACCAAAAUUCCCUCAAUAAAAAGAUCUCUUAGUCAUUCAAGUACAAGUUCUACUAAAUCCAAAACAGAAGAAAGUCUUAAUUCGCUCGAAGAUGAAGAACUAGUUGCACUACCGGUGAGAGAACUCAAUCGUCGUCUUCAAGGAUUACCUAAAGACGAUGUAGUAAAACUGAAACAAAAAAGGCGAACAUUAAAAAAUAGAGGCUAUGCUCAAAAUUGCCGUUCUAAACGAAUGCAUCAGCGUCAAAGUUUAGAGGUGACUAAUAAAACGUUAGAAAGUCAAGUUCGUCAACUUCAGAGACAGCAAGCUGUAUUGAUGCGCGAGUGCCGGUUCUACAAGCAGCAGUGUGAAAUUCUCAGGGCAAAGUGCAGUGGUGUAAGUGUUAAACGUGACAGUGAAGGGUCUUUCUCAAGCUACCCAAGUUCUCCCGAUUGUCAGUAAAAUGUGUGAAUGUUGUGUGAAAUGAAAAAAAGUAAUAUGCUAUCAUCAAUAAAACCUUGUCACUGCUUCAUAGAACGUAAUGAAUAAACAUCUAGUAAAAAUUAUCAUGACAUGACCAUGGACGGAUUAUUGACAAAUACAAUUAAUAAGUGCAUUAUUUGUUAGGUGUAAAUAUCUUCAGAGUUUAUUUUAACACAGUAAAUAAUUUUCUUUCAUGUAUGUUAUUGAAAAAAGAAACAAAAAAUUAGAAUAUAGCCUUUAUCACUUGUUUAACAUAGUUCAUAUUUAAUAUCAUGUUUGAAGUACUGGUCUUGAUGCCAUUUUGCAUAAUUCAUUAUUACCAUGCAUAAAUUGUUGUAGUGUAAAUUUCACUAGAUGUAGUAUAAGAUGAAUAGUAUUGGAUGAAAAGAAGUUUCAAACAAAUAGUCCUCAAUACAUUGAUCAACAAAAUUCUAAUCGUGUUGAUUUUUAGAAAAUCAACUUUAUUUCCUGAUUACAUGUACAAUGUACAAAAUAACAUGAUCAUGACAAUUAACAGAAAAAAAUAAUAAUAUAACACAAAUAUUGCAUAUCAGUUAGCAAUUAACCACAAAUUCUUAAAAAAAAAUCAUAUUUGGAAAAUUUAAUACUAUUGUUUAUGCGAAUGUGUAUAGCUUUUAAUGUUUGGUUCAUAUGGUAUCGUGUAUCAUAUGGCUCACACUAAUCAUGUUAUAUUUUUGCAAGUGUGUAAUUAUUGUUAUCAGUUUGUGUAUACUUGUUGAAAUUGAUUAAUACAUAUGAGUGAUAUAUAUAUAAGAAAGUGAAUGUUAAAAUUUUAUUAAAUGCAAUGGAGAGUAGAAUAUCAAAUUUGAAUUUUUUAACCUAUAGCCUGUUUCAAACAAGUAUUUAAGUUAUGAAUAUUACAGUAUAAUAAUGGUGUAUGUAAUGAUAUUUUAAGGAGGUCUAACCAAAUUGGGUUGUAUGAAACAGGCUAUAGGAUGUUUACAAUAACGUAGAGAAAGGGAGAGGUUUGGAUAUAUUAUGGGACACACUGCAAGGGCAACUAUUAGUUAUAGUAAUAACCAGUGUGCUCACCUAUUCCAUCUGUGAUAUAUAUAGUUUUAUCAGGGACUGCAAGUCUGGUUUUCAAGGUGCCACCCUUAACAGCUGAUCACAUUGGAUUUAUUUUUUAAAAGUUAUCUCCCCUAGAUAUUAUUAAAUGUGACAGUGAGUAGGGAUGGUAGAAUAUAUCAUGGUCUGUCUGAACAACGUAAACAGGCAAUACUUGAAAUCCAGAUUUGUAGCCAAGACAAAUCUAAUUUGUUUGGGUUAACAUAUUUUUUAAAGUUAACAUGGGAGAGAUUUUUACCGAGUUUGUAAGAAAUGUUUUUAUGAUUCACCAGAACCCGCUAAGGAGCAAUUGGUAGGAUCUAAUGUUUUUAUAACGAAUUUGCCAGAGUAUUUGGACAAUUUUUAUAUAUAUGUUGUUUUGAAUUUGUAAGUGCAUGUACAUGUUUUACUCAAAGGGUUUGAUAUAUGAACCCCAAAAAAAAAGGAAUUGUUAAAAAAAAGAGCUACAACAACCAAGACAACAAAAAUUAAUAAAAAAAAAUAAUUAAAAAAACUCCUGGACUGUUGCAACUAAGUGUAAAUCAUAGUGAUAGGGAGGCAAGAUACUUAAUUUGUUUCAGAUAAUAUUUGUUUGUGUAACAGAUUUUUAAGUUGCAACAGUUUUAGGGCCAAAAAAAUAGAAAAAGAAAAGAAUAAAAAAGAUAAAAAAAAGUUGUAAGCCAUGACGCUUUGCGGAGAACCAAGCAGGUUGCUUCCAAAGUAAAAUCUCGAAUUUGCCAGUGAAAAGGAUGACUCUUGAAUUUUAAACCUAUGAAGCAGAAUGGCUUGCCUUUCUGUAUUGUUAUUUAAGUUGUAUUGUAAAGCAGUUAGGAAUCAGCUAAUCAGGAAAGAGGUAGAGAAAAGUAUUGUUUUUAAUCGCAUGCCUUAUUUGAACUUUACAAAUAAAAUAUUUAUGCCCUGUAGGUUUAUUAAUUACCCCAAAAUAAUUACUAUUCUACAGGCCUUCUCAUUAUAUAUGUAAGCCAAUAGACGAUCCAUUAACCUAGUUUUAAUAUUCUUUUUAUGCAUCAAAAGAUGUGGCCAUGACUGUUAGAAGUUUAUUGAAUGGUCACACAUUGGAUAUAUUUUUAAUGUUUAUUGAUUAUGAUAUUAUUUCCCUACAUAUUUAUCAAAGGCAGCACCACAUGGCUUUUAAUUUCAGUUAACAAAGGUGUGGU
Mytilus trossulus (common blue mussel) is the source of this 3472-nucleotide messenger RNA. Its product is annotated as transcription factor MafB-like. The record is from RefSeq and is a predicted model, not a curated record. Gene Ontology annotation, biological process: regulation of transcription by RNA polymerase II. Gene Ontology annotation, cellular component: nucleus. Bases 279 to 1205 code for a protein of 308 amino acids. The transcript has a single exon. Gene Ontology annotation, molecular function: DNA-binding transcription factor activity, RNA polymerase II-specific; RNA polymerase II cis-regulatory region sequence-specific DNA binding. Lineage: Eukaryota; Metazoa; Mollusca; Bivalvia; Mytilida; Mytilidae.